Molecule: messenger RNA, 2949 nt
Organism: Calidris pugnax (ruff)
Lineage: Eukaryota; Metazoa; Chordata; Aves; Charadriiformes; Scolopacidae
Gene: NUDT4
Product: nudix hydrolase 4
Exons: 4
Coding region: 56-445 (129 amino acids)
Biological process (GO): adenosine 5'-(hexahydrogen pentaphosphate) catabolic process; diadenosine hexaphosphate catabolic process; diphosphoinositol polyphosphate metabolic process
Cellular component (GO): cytoplasm; nucleus
Molecular function (GO): endopolyphosphatase activity; bis(5'-adenosyl)-hexaphosphatase activity; diphosphoinositol-polyphosphate diphosphatase activity
Source: RefSeq, a predicted model, not a curated record
GCUGUUGGUAAGCAGUAGCCGAUACCCAGAUCAGUGGAUUGUACCGGGUGGAGGAAUGGAACCAGAAGAAGAGCCAGGGGGAGCAGCCGUCAGAGAGGUGUAUGAAGAGGCUGGAGUUAAGGGAAAGCUAGGAAGACUGCUUGGGAUAUUUGAGCAGAACCAGGAUCGGAAGCAUAGGACAUAUGUUUAUGUUCUUACGGUGACGGAAAUACUGGAAGACUGGGAGGAUUCAGUUAAUAUAGGAAGGAAAAGAGAAUGGUUUAAAGUAGAAGAUGCAAUCAAGGUCCUUCAGUGUCACAAGCCUGUUCAUGCAGAGUACUUGGAAAAACUGAAACUGAGCUGUUCACCCACAAAUGGAAACUCUGUGGUUCCCCCUCUACCAGAUAAUAACUCCUUAUACGUCACUUCUGCACAGACUUCUGGGUUGCCCUCUACUGUGAGAUAAACAUUUGGAUUACCUUCUUAUUCAUGUCAUCACAAGGGGAGACAUCUGUGAUCACAUGUAGGCAUCUGUAUAACUGUCAAUUCUAAGUGAAAUAUGUGAAUGUGUCAUAAUGUCAAAUUUAUUUUAACAUGUUUUUCCUUUUUAACAAUGUAAAAUAGUAUUUCAGCAAACCAAAGCCAUAUAUGGAUUUUUUUAAGAUGCCUUAAUAGGCCAUUUUUUUUUAAAAAAAAAAAAAAGGAAACUUGAGUAUAUAAUUUCCAUAUCUGCUAAAAUAAAAUAUGCAUCUCAGUGGUGUUAAGCUUAUUUAAGACUUGUCAGUUUAAGUCAGUAGUUCCGCAAGAGUACUUGCUUAGAAAAAAGCUUGAGCAGAUAGUCUUCUACUAAACUCUUAUUUGGUAUCUGUGGAUGAAGCGCUAAGAUCUUAAGGUGGCACUGUUGGGGUGAGUGGGCGUGCUGAAGGCAGAGAUGCCCAAGUGUGACUCCAGUAAAGCACUAAACCACAGUCAGCCUGUGGAGAGCAGAAGGUGCCGACACUAAGCACUGCUUGCCUCAGUUAUCCAAAAGUUUGCCUUGCCCUAUGCAAUCUUCACGUAAUUUCUAACUGCAGCAAGAACACCUUCUGUCUUGCAACUACCAAACCUGCCCACUCUACUUCUGUUUCGUUACUUGGCCAGCUGAAGAAAGACUUCUGUGAAACACAUUGUAGAUCCCUUUUCCUCCACCUUUUUUUUUUUUUCUUGUAGCAUUUUGAUACGUUUUGUUCACGGUGUAAUUACAUUGUAGGUUCCAAAAACAUCUAAUCCUCAAUGAGAAGCAGCUUUACUCUGCAGUCUGUUGUAAUUUAAAAAUGUGUAGAGGAAAGCAAGACUUACCCAGGGGACACCCUUACAUUAGUGGUGUCUAUUAGCAAGCAUGGGUUGAGGUGUCUUGCCCAGCAGGACCUAGUGGUGGUACCUCCUGGGCUUGGAGAUAGGUGGGUUGAUACUUACUUAGACUAAUGGAGAAAUAAUGUUGUCUUCAGAAGGUGUUAAGUCAAUUCUUAAGUACUUAAGUUCUACAGUUUUAACACCAGUUGCUUUAGCUUCUUGAAUUAAAAGCUGUCCUCUUGAUAAAACUUAGUUGGAAUAAACGAGGUACAGCUGACACCUUCCCUGUUCUUAUUUUCUCCUCUUUUCAGCCAAAAAGAUGAAAACUAAAUCCACUGUUGGUCUUAAUGUUUUUACCAUGGGAUUACUCUCUCCUGUGUAUGUGUGUGUGUAUGGUUUCUUCUACAAGAACACAAUCUAAUUCAUAUGAACAUCCUAAUUCUGAAUUUUUUCUAGGAUCUAAACCCAACUGUACCUCCUCUAUAGCCAGCCAAACCAGAGGUUGAGGUAGACCAUUACCUCACAUGUGAAGUUUAUUCUGGGUAAAGCUCAUUCUCUUACACCUUUGAACCUUUGUAAAUAGUCCAACUAGUAAAUAGUGAGUGUAAAAUGGAAAAUAAAUGUAAUUUAAACCUUUUGUUACUCAAUACGCAAAUGGUUAACUUCUACUUUUUUAACACAAAUUGUGUAAAAUGCUGCUAUAAAUUAAACUUUUUUGUGCUGUUACACUUUUUUAGGAGAAACAAAAAUGUUGUUGCCACAAGUUACUCCUUAGAAAACCAAUCUUGUGCCAUAUGUAAAUGCAUUGAAACUAAAGAGACAGAUGAUCUGAUCUGGUAACACUGCUCUCUUUGAAGAGGCAAAAAUACUACUGAGAAGAGGCGUGAGCCACAAAGCUGAAGACUUCUGCAAUGUUGGGUAGGGUGCCGCUCUUCCAUCCCUGCCUCUCCUCUUCCAGGUCACUUCCAGAACUGGAAAGACACAGGGGCACCUAAAGGUGGAAGUAUUGCCAACAGCUUGUCAUCCUUCCAGUCAUGAGGAACUGGGGAAGGAGUGUAGGUAUUUCAGUGGUGUGCACAUGUGUGUCUGCAUGUACUUUACACUGAACCCCAUCUAGACGGGGACACCACUUGCUCAGCUCACUUCUUUAAACUGAAUGGUCUAUCAAAAGCACUGUUUUGGCCAGGCAAACCAGAAGAAGGUGGAGCUGAGCACAUAUGAAGAAUGUCUGAUCUUCGUUAAAAUCACCCCCCCCAGCCUGUAAGGGUACUUCUGGCUUGACAGCUGCCUUUAAAGGACUGAGUAACUUGGCUCCCUUUUUUGAUCACUUUGAUGCUCGCUUUUUGUUCAGUAGUCAUUUUAACACUUUAAAUUGAGCAAACUUGUACAGGCUUUCUUGUAACAAGAUUAAAUAGAAUCUGUGAAAGCUAAAACAAGAAUCCAGAGUUUGAGUUCUUAUUCAUAAAAAAAGCUUCUGUCUCAGUUUCAGAUUCUUGGAAUGAAACCAAUCCAAGCUUGUAUGAGAUUUAGUGGUAAUGCAUGAUCUUAUUUUGUAACUCUUGAAUUAUGUAUUUGAUAAUAAUGUAAAAAUGUACAGUAUUGCUGUUGCUAACAAACUCAGAGUUGAUUGCCUAUAAA